UAACUUUGACUUAUUUCGGCUACUGUACGGCGUAAGAAUGCCUCGUCAGUCUUGAAAGAGAUACUUUCACCCAUUCAUUAAAAACACUGGAUUUUUCCCCACUUGAAAGUUUAUUUAUUUUAAAUUAUGUUACGUAACAGGACAGUCACUCAAGAUAAAAGCAGUAGUGGUAAAGAUGAUAACAAUAAGGCGGAAGAAUCAAACGUAAGCGCAGGUCCUGCGACAAAAAAAGGAUUCUGUGCCAAAGUUACAGACGUGGGAAAAGUUGUUCUUCUUAUCAUCUUCAUUCCUCCUUUUUUGAAUUAUGCCUCUUUGCAGCGAGAGGGAGCGCUGCUUAUUCCUGAAGGGGCCCAAUCAGUGGAUAUUGGAUUAGGUCAGAAGGUCCACCUCUUGUGCAAAGGACAAGGGGAGCCAGUUGUUCUGCUGGACGCUCCCACCGGAAUGUCCUCGGAAUCCUGGUUCUAUAUCCAAGAAGAAGUUUCACAGAAGACCAGGGUGUGCGCAUAUGAUCGGGUGGGACUCGGGUUCAGUAAGCGAGCCCUGCAGAACCAGACCACGGGAACAGAGAAGGUGUGGGGCAUGUCCACGACUGGAAGGAUGGUGGACGACCUGCACCGGCUCGUCAAGGCUGCAGAGAUGGCCACGCCCCUGGUGCUGGUGGGAUCCGAACUGGGCGCGCUCAAUGCCAGGUUCUACAGUCACAUCCAUGACACGGAGGUGUCAGACCUCGUCCUCAUCGAUCCUAUCCCAGAAGGUAUAUUUCAGGAGACGCAGUGGCAGCAGUACUGGUACUCGCAGCUGGUGCCGUACCUGCAGAUGAUGCAGCUGGCCGCCGCCACCGGACUUACCAGAAUAUUCAUCAUUCUGGGAUGGAUACAUCCAGCGAUUAAAGGAGAGAUGGUGUCCGAGGAUGUAAUUCAGAGGCAGAAAUAUCUCCUGAGCAACCCGUCUCACCAAAGCAGCGCUGUGGACGAGCACUUUUUCCUGAACGAGAGCGCGUCCCAAGUCAGAGAAAUUUCAGUAUAUAAACCGCUGACAAGCCGGACCUCUGUCAGCAUGGUAACGGGUGAUCACUUUGACAGCCGGUUUCCUGCUCAUCUCAACCAAAUUGUUGCCGAGCAUCAAAAGAGAUUCCAGGAGCAGUUUUACCCAUCAGCUAAGCGGAUCCACGUCCGUGGGGCGGAUCGCAGAGCCAUCUAUGAAGAUCACAGCAUUAUUAGCCGGCAUUUGCAGGAGAUCGUCGCGCAGAGACAACUUAAACAACAGAGCCAGUAAAAUUUAGAAUUGACAUAUGACAAUUCCUAGCUGUAGUCCUGAAUGUCCACUUAAUAACAAAAAUUCCUUUUUAAAUACUGUUUGUUACGAGCUCUGUUAUUCCAAGAUUACACCCAGGUCAUAACUUGUUAAUUGAGUGUACAGGCGUUCGCUUGACCUAAAUAAGGACACAUGGUUUUUGUUAAUAAAAUGUUCUGGUUUCCAUGA
Messenger RNA from Paramormyrops kingsleyae, 1482 nucleotides. RefSeq lists its product as uncharacterized. The record is from RefSeq and is a predicted model, not a curated record. NCBI's taxonomy places the organism in Eukaryota, Metazoa, Chordata, Actinopteri, Osteoglossiformes, Mormyridae.